Messenger RNA from Aspergillus niger, 528 nucleotides. RefSeq lists its product as uncharacterized. NCBI's taxonomy places the organism in Eukaryota, Fungi, Ascomycota, Eurotiomycetes, Eurotiales, Aspergillaceae. The record is from RefSeq and is a predicted model, not a curated record. Bases 1 to 528 code for a protein of 175 amino acids. The transcript has 4 exons.
AUGUGUCCGCAACUUACUUUACAGCGUCAUCGCUUUCCGAGCCCCGUUCCUGAGGCCGCCGCCGAUCUACCACCUACCCCAAGGUCAAUUUCCUUGACUCAACACCACAUAUUACCUCUCUACACCUCCCAACAUCCGCAAGACCGUCCAACCCUACAAACAACUACAACAAAAACCACCGCCAAAAUGACCAUCCCUCUUUCAACAAUCUCCACCUUCCGCACCACUUUCAACCCUUUCCUCCGCUCCGCCCGCCCCUGCAGACUCAUCCUCUCUCUCCUCCGCAAUCCCACGACCACGCCCGCCUCCAGCCCCGGCCACAUCGACAUCAAGGUCACUCAGCUGCCGCGGUCGUCGACGCAAGAGCCCGAGCUGACGAUAGGGUUCAAGAAUGGCAAGGAGUUGAAGAUCGAGGUUGGAAAGCGCCAGAUGAAGAUUGGGGAUGUCGUUGAGGAGAUUGCUCGUGUUGGGAGGGCUAUUGAGCUACUUUUUGGUAAGAUUGCAAUGCUUAAGAGCGCUUACAUGUGA